Molecule: messenger RNA, 7803 nt
Organism: Neospora caninum
Lineage: Eukaryota; Apicomplexa; Conoidasida; Eucoccidiorida; Sarcocystidae
Product: Zn-finger in ubiquitin-hydrolases and other protein, related
Exons: 4
Coding region: 1-7803 (2600 amino acids)
Biological process (GO): Ras protein signal transduction; protein ubiquitination
Cellular component (GO): cytoplasm
Molecular function (GO): zinc ion binding; ubiquitin protein ligase activity
Source: RefSeq, a predicted model, not a curated record
AUGCGCUUUCACCUGGUAGUCGAUUUGCCGGCUCAGCCCGCGCCGUGCCUCGGGGAAGCGUCACUUUCCGAGGCGCCUGGCGAUCUUCCCCUCUGUUGUCUCUCUUUUCCCGAGGAGUCUCCCAGCGAGCGGAGACCGGUGGGCGAACGGGGCGCGACCGGUGCGAAGUUGGAAGGAGCUGGAAAGGCCGCAAAUUCAAGCCGAGCGUGUGCGUCUGCAGUUGCUGACGCGUUUUGUCUCCCGCCGUUCCUCCGCGUUCCAAAGCCUCCUCCGUUCCCCGUUUUCCUCAGCUUCGACGCAACUCCCCAUCUCCUCCAGUCCAGAGCCCUGCAUGCGGCGUCUGGCGCGUCUUCUCACUCUUCCACUUCGCUCUCGAGCCUCCUGUCGCGACCACCUUCCAUCGACGGACAGGAGCGGGCGGAGGAAGGGCCCUACCCGAGCUCGGCCUCCUCGAUCUCCUCCUGCGCGUCCUCGCCCGCGUCUCCCGUCACCGGCGGGGCGUCGCGCGAAGCGGAGUCCGGAGAAGGCGGUGCUCGGCACCUGCCUCCGUGUUUCGUCGCCGCCGAAACUGCAGACGCUGGCCAGCCCCGCCCUUCCGCUUUCUCUUCGUCCGCUUCCUCCUCCUCCACUUUCGCUUCUUCUGUUGUUUACGUCCUGGGCGCUCCGUGGACGUUUUCUCUGCCAGCUUUCUUCGGAGCGCUCGACUCUUACUCCCCGUCCAUCGCUAGCGUUCACAUCUUCUCGCCCUCGCUCUUUCCACCGGCUUCCGGCUCUCCCUCUCGCGGCCGCUGUUGCUCGGCUGCGGCUGGCUUUGUCGCUUCGCCGGCUGCGCCGCCGCCAUCCUCGUUCUCUCCCGGGCCGUCUAGAACGCGCGACGGGGGACGCGAGAAAGACGGGGAGGUGGAGAAAGAAGAGGAGGGAGAGAGAAGCGAAGCCGGAGGCUGCACCAGCGGGUUCUAUCUCCUUCGCGGAUUCGUGGACGCCGGGUGCCACCUCGACUCUCGCGCCGAGGCAGACCGAGCAGAAGGGAGGCAGGAGCGAGAGGAAGCGACCGAAUGCGCGGCCGCCGAGACGGACGCGAACCCGCUCGAGACAGAGCGCAGGAGCGAGAGCGGGCAGCGAGCGUUGAGGCGCUGGUUCUGCGUGACGCGCAUGGUGGGACCGGAGGCGCAGAGGAGACAGGGUGAGCGGAGUGCGAGCAGCGAGUGGCACAGAGCGGGAGACGGAGAGGAGGAAGCGGCCGCGAGUGACGAAGAUGAAGCAACGGCCAAGGAGCGGGUUAAAGGGAAAGGCAAGGCGACUCCGAAGCAGUGCGUGGGCGAGACCACGAACUUUGUCUCAGAGGCGCCGGAGGCAGGGCUCCGAAGGCGUCACGCUUCUCCCAAGGCGAGUCGUGGGUCGGCAGACACGCGAGGUUCGGCCCCCUGCAGAGGCCAUCUCGUGGGCUUCUACAGCGCCGUCCUCGUCUUCAAACGCGCGCGCGAUGCUGCACGUUUUUCCAGUGCGUUUCACGGCCUCUCCUUCCCUCACGCCCCUCUCGCCUCGGCCUCGCCCUCGGCGCCGGCGCCGUCUGUCUGGGCCUCGGCGCCGCGGGAUGUCUCUUCCACUGUCCCCGCAGCGCCGGCCGUUCCCGCUCGUGGAGGCGUGCAGGAGGUGCUCAGCGCCCGCGCAGUCGCCAGCGAAGAGCGAAAAAGAAGACAAAACAGACAAGACAGAGAAGCGAGAAAAGAGAGAGAAGUGCGGGGAGUGAGUCGAGAGGCUGGAGCUGCGUCGAAUCAGAGAGAAAGUGCCGCCCUUCGUGGAACGGAAGUCGGUUGCGACUGUCGACACGGAAGCGAGGCUAGGCAGCUGUCGCCUCGGCUUUCUGCUGGCAUGUGUCUGGAUGUCUGCCGUUCCUCUCCGUCUCCUCUCGGGACAGGAGAGGUUGAAGGUCGCCGAGAGGCCGCGCGCUCCGUUUGGAGUUCAGCCGCGUGCUACGUUCUCCCCCUCACGUCUCUCCGCUAUCGGUGCGUCCUCCCCCCGGAGGCUGCGCGAGGGAAGGACCAGGCUCCACUUGAAGGCGUCGGAGAAAGCCCGGACACCGGCGGCGACCGAAUUGCGUGGCGAGCGCUAGAGGCGUUUGGGAGCUCGGCAGAAACGCAAGAGAGACAGAACGAAGGGAGGCGCACUCCUGGGCAGGAAGACGCCCCACGGACGCCCAGCGCCGCUUCUCUGUCUGUUGGGCCAGGUCUCGUGCCCGCUUGUCCUUCGCCCCCUCUCUCCGAAGCUGCUCCGGCGCCGUGGCCGGCGUGGGAAAUUCCAGCGUGUCCUGUGUGCCUCGAGCGCGUCGACGAAACCGCGACGGGAAUCUUCACUCGGCCGGCAGGCUGGAAGGUCGCGGACACUCGUGUCUCUCUCGCGGCUGUCGAGACGUAUCGGAGGCGCAUGCAGGCGUCGCCGAACGAGGCGCGCCGUCGCGGGGAGCAACCCAGAGACGGCGAGGGAGCGGCUGGCGGCGAGGCGGGGCGGAAACAGCCGGACGGGCCGGGACAGCGGCGAGGCAGAUCACCGGUGGGGUGUGCUCGGCCUUGGCCUGUGCCCGUCGCGGGAGUCGCAGAGGAAGUGGAGACCGUCUCGUCUCGCUUUCGUCCUCUCGCCGCCGCGGAGACAGCUGCAAUCGCCACGUGCCGCGUCUGCUUCGCGCUUCUUCUCGCACACUUCGAGGCGGCGCUGGCGAUGAUCCGACAGGAGCAGAAGAAACAGGCGGAGGGGCGAGCGCAGGAAGAAGACCCGCAGGAGCGAGACGCAGGACUCUUUCGCUGCGGCCGCUGCCCGGAAGAAAACGACUUGUGGCUGUGCCUGAUUUGCGGCCACUGCGGCUGUGGUCGGUAUCGCCUUGGCCAUGCGAAGGCUCACAGCGCGGCUACGCGUCAUCGGUUUUGUCUCCACUUGCCUUCUGGGCGCAUCUGGGACUACAGGGGAGAUGUGUUUGUCCAUCGUCUGCUUCUUCCUCUUGCGUCUUCUUCUCUGCCUUCUUUGGUGCUCGCACCUCGUCCUGCGGCGCAUGUCUCCACGCCUGAGGCGUCUCCGGAGAACGACCCUACCAGUCCCGCGUGUCCGUACACCCUGUCUGCCUCGGAGUCGCGCUUUCCUCUCUUCUCGCGUGCACCUGCGCUGCCUCGCUUUCCCCAUUAUCCUCUCUCUCCCUUCGCUUCGCCUCGCUCGCUUCUCUUCAACCUCACCCGACCACGACGCAUCAGCGCCGGCGUCACGUUGCCGAGUGCAGGGAAGAGAGACGCGCCCUACCCUGCAAUGUUUCCCGUCCCAGACCCUCGACAUACUGCUCUGCCAAAUCCUUCUCUCCCAAGUCUCUCGCCUCUUCCUUAUCCCGGUUCUCCUCUCUGUUCCGCCUCUUCCUUCUCGGCUGUCUCUGCUUCUCUCCGCUCUGCGGGCGCCGCGCGGGAAGAGGCGACGGCACGAGAGACGCAGACGAGAGAGACAGGCGAGGGACAGGAGGUUCAACCCUGUCAGGUCCAGGACACGGUCAGUGGCGACAAUCGCCGAGAGCAGACAGGAGGCUCCAACUCGGAUCUCCACCGACUCCAGAGACAGCCCAGUUCCGCUUUUUCGUCUGCGCUGUCGCCGCUUUCGGCCGGAGAGGCGCGAGUUCUUCCAGGCAUCUCCAGGGGGAAGGCCGCGGAUCUCGGCCUCCCCACCGAGCGCGAUUCCUUGAGUUUCCCUCUCUCGUCACCCUCUUUUUCUGACCGGUUCGUUCCGCCUCGCGCUUUCCGGUCCGAGACGCCAGGCGGGUCUCUUGUCCCCUCUGCUGCACGCGGCGCGGAUUUCCUGCCUUCCGAGGCGCGCGCGGUGCGCAUGCAGCCCGAGGUCUCGCACUCCGCAGGGGAGGCCGCAGCAGGCCGAAGCAUUUGUGCGAGCGGCGAGCGAGGCGAGGCGGCGCUCGAAUUCUCCGUGAAGACGGGGCAAGAGACAGGCGGACGCGGAGAGGACAAGCUCUCUCCAGUCGCGGCUAGGCUGGGGGAAGAGACCGGAAGAGUCUCGGAGGACGCGACGGGAAGACGAUCUGCGUGGGAGGGGCCAUGCAACAGGUAUCAUAGCCCCAGUGACUCCCGGGGGGAGUGGGUACCCGGAAACGCGCGUGAAGGCAGUGCCAUGGACGCUGAUGUGUGGCCUUCGCCGUUGUUUGCUUAUCUUCCUCAACCUCCAAGAGACAGCGAGAACCCCCUAGCGUUUCUUUCUUGGACGCAGGCGAGCAGAGACGAAGCGCGAACGGGAGACGGGGCGAGCCAGCGAGGAGCGAGGCGGUACGGUGUCUCGCAGCCCAGGGGGGGCCGAGAAGACUGCGUCUCCGUCUACUCCUUCUGCUCUGCGUGUUCAACUCCGCAGUCGUCUUUGUCCGGCGAGGAACGGAAAACGGCGUCGAUCUCUUCCCCUUACUCCCCCACUGCUUCGCCCUCUCUCUUGCGGCAGCAGCCUGUGGAGGCCAACCAGGCCCUCUGUCGCCUCCCAGCGUCGGGUGUCUCUGCUGCUUUCGUCAGAUCCUCUUCGACGGAGGCUCUUCUGCCUUCGUGGCCGGAUCGGCCUUCGUCGGAGCCUGCGUCUGCGCCCGACCGAAGUGCAGUGUCUCCUGCGCAGCCGCCGUGCGUUCCUCUGCCUUCUCUCUAUGCACCCCAGUGUCCCGCCUUCGUCGCUCCUGCAGAUCGACACGGGUCUUCCCUCGAUUCUUUUCCUGUCUCCGCGGGGGCGAAUCUGACCCCCGCCACCUCACGCCCGCCGCACUGGCGACCUGACGCGUUCUUCUCCUCGUCCAGCUACGUGUGCCUUUCUCCUGUCGAUCUCGGCAAAGAGUCGCAGCUUCCCUUGGCUAGCCCUCCUGAUGCAUCUCUCUCUUCUGUCUGCUCUGCCUUGCCUCUCCCUUGCACGUCUCUGGAUGAUGCUUCCGAGUCACUCUCGCUUCCUUUCUCUUCUUCUCCUUUCCCUUCUCCUGUUCCUUCUCCUGUCCCUUCUUCUGUCCCGACUUCUUCUCUUUCGGCGCCUUUCCCGUCAGGUCUUCCUUCCCCGCUUCCUCUUUCUUCGCAGCCGUCGUCUCAUUCUUCCUUUCUCGCAGUUCCUCACUAUUCGGCCCCUCCAGGCGCCAAUGUGGUGCCGCGAUCUCCACGCCGUGGACCCGCGGCUCCGGCCUUUCCCUCCGCCUCUUCCUCCCGUCUCUCUCCGCUUUCCGCUCCGUCAGUGUCUCCGCCGUUCUCUUCCUUUGCAAGCGCGGGGCCUCCGUCGGAAGCCAGGGAGUCAGGCGCGCCGCAGGCGUCCGUCCCGCCCUAUCCGUCUUACUGUGCUCUCCCCUACCAGUCUCUGCCGCAGUCGCAUCCCCCUGCGUCUCUGCGGUCGUGGUAUCUGCGCGCCCUCGCGCCGCCGCCCCUGUCCUGGAGGAAACGAGACAGCUUCAAUCUGCUCAACCCGUCGGGCGAAGGGAAAAGCGGGACAGAGACUUCGAAACGUGUCGGCGCGUGUGUGCACCGGGAGAGGGAGCGAGAACAGGAGAGAGAGUCGGACCCGCGACGGGGAUCGGCUGCCUUCGCGCCAUUUUCGUCUCCGCUCUUCGCGCGGGACCUCGACCGCGAGGACCCAGGACAGGAAGAGCGGCGGAAACCGGACACCAGAGAAGGCGAGGAAGACAGACGGGCGAGCCUCGGAGGUGGGGAAGGAACUUCUCCCCCGCCGCUCUUCAGAGUCGAGUCGCGAGAAGAAAGGGAACCAGGAGGGCUGCGGAAGCUCUUUUGUGGUGACGACGACGUUCACUUUCUCCACGAGGCGGUGGCUGACGGUCCAUCAGAAGCCGAUCAGUCUUCUUCCGCUUUGUCUCUGUUUCCCUGUCCUUUCCGCGCGCGUUCGCCGCCGUUCCCAGGCGGACCUGGAGGGCGGGAAGAGCGGAGGCCGGACGAGGCCGCGAAGGGCGGAGACAGAGAGGGGCUCUCGGGAGUCGAGCGGAGACAGGGCGCGAGCGGAGACAGUUUCCUUCGCGGCUGUGCUGGGGCCAGUCGACAUGAAGGGCAGGUGGAGAGAAGCGCGGAGAGAACCCCAGAAGCCGAGGCCGACGGGCCGAGUUUUCCACCGUAUAAUCCGUUCACCUGUCUCCCGAGAGGCCUUUUCGGAGAGGAAGGAAUCCUCAUCGUUCCGUCGCUGUCUUCUCCACAGGGAGAGGACAGCGUGGGGGUGGACCAGGGAGCGGCAGGAGACGACGCCUCGUCGGUGCCGUAUCUUUCCUUCACUGACCGAGGCCCACCUUCUCUUCUGCUCUCGUCUUCUCUCUUUUUGUUUCCUAUCGCUGCUUCGCCGCCGCUGCCGUCUCUUCCCUCGCCUUCCGCUCAAAGUGAAGAAGCGGGAAAAGAGGAAGACACUCGGCAGCAUGCAGUCGACGCGCCCACAAGACACGCAAACCCAGGGCGCGCGGGCGCUGACAGCUGGAGCGCGAGAGACCGGUCCCGCGAGGAGGGAACCGCCGUGGGAACUCGCGGCAUGAACGUUUUGCUUCUUCGAGACACCGCGGAUCACGCGACGUGGCAAGAGCAACUCAACAGCGUUCUCGCCAGCCAGCUCGCGUAUCAGCGCGAGAUCUACGAGUUCCGAAUCAGGAGCGAGGAGAACGCGUUCAUCGGGGAGAUUGAGAUGGCGACGGCCACCACAGAAAGCCUAAACGAGCAGAGCGUCAGUUUGCAGGUUCAACUCGCGGACUUGGCGUGUCGCAGGCGAGACGUGCUCAAACGCAUGAAAGCCGCGCAACAGAGAGUCCGACACCUUCGCGAACAGAAUCACUUCCUUCGACAGCUGGUCGAGUCGAUGAGGCAGGCGGGCGCAACGAAGAGUGCGGUGUCUCCGCUCUGCCCUCGGUCUUCUUCCGGUCCUGUGGGUUCGCUUUCCGCCUCUUCUGCCUGUCGCCUGUCCGCCACCGACUCGCCUUCCUGUUCCUCCCCUUCCUCUGCGAGCCCGAGCUCUUCCUCCAUGUCUUUUUCACCUUCCGCCAAGGCCCCGUCGUGCGCUUCGGCGUCCGCUCCUGGCCUUCCCGAGGAGUCUUCUCUCUUCGCUCCCUCGCGUCCUUUGGAGCCGAAGGCGCCUGCGUCCUUUGUCUCCACCCAGGAGACACUUGCUGCGACGGCCUCGUGUGGGGAAGCGAGAGCGACGUCUGAGGCGCCGCCAAUGGCAGCUUCUGUCGACGAGGCUUGUGAGCCUCUGGCCGCAGACAGAGGACGCGGGCGGGGAGUUCGACAUUCUUCGGCCGUUGCUGUCUCUGUUGUCUCGGUUGCGUCGCGCAUUUUGGAGCCCGAGCAGCAGGCAGUCGACUCGAGUCGUCCUUCCUGGUCGCAAGCACUCGCUCAAGAAGGGAAUGUGUCUCCUCGAUCCGCCGUGUCUCCGGCCUUGUCAAUGGAGCCCGAGUCGACGCGGCGGGAAGCAGAGGAACUGCGUGCAACGGAGAGGCAUCUGAAAGAGAAAAAGAGCAAGAAGGCUGCGGAAAGGCGAAAGAGCCAUCUCUCGAAGAAGGCAAAGAAGAAGGAACCCUUGAAUUCGGAGCAGACGCAGCCAGGACCGCACGCCUCCAAGGAGGCGAGCCUCAGCGUAGAUACAGACGGAAGGAAAGACAAACGGCCUUUGGCCAACUCCAGUUUUUCGGGCCCGCUUUCUUCAGGCGGCAAACGGAAGACAGACAAAGGUGAUGAAGCGAAACUCGCAUUGCUGGAUGCCACCGUGAAUGCUCUACAAGCCGAGCUUGCUCGGCUUUAUGACGCUCUCUCCCAGGCUGAACGUCAGUCUUGA